UAAGAAAAGUGCAACUGCGGCUAGCUUGACUGUGACUUCGAAUGUGAGGGCUCACUUGACCACAGUCUUGCAACAGGCUGCUGCUGAAAGCGUUCAGUAGUGUAUGUGAGAGAUACAGUUUCAGUAGUGUGUGUGAGAGUGUUUCAGUGGAGUGUGUGAGAACAUUUCAGUAAUACCUCAUAUAAGCAAGUUUUUCCACUUCUGUUGCCGUGCCUGAGCAGUUUCUGUUUGUUUAGCACAAACACAAAUGUUUAUUUUGAAAACCACAACCCUGCUGGUGUCCAUAAAAAGACUCAACUGGCUAACAGUCAGUUUUGCUUGGUGUGAGACGGAGUGAUGAGUGCACUCUGGGCAGCCUCUUAGCUUCUGCAGCAGCAGAUGUGGGAUAGGUGGCUUGUUAAAACAAGUCAGAACAUAUGAAAAGCCUCUGUGGUGGAGGGAUGGAGUGGCUUUUUCAGGGGACAGUAGCAGGUAAGCCUGGCAGGCACAGCUUACAUCCAUCACCCUAACCACACCUUCCUGAUUUCAGUAGCUGCUCUAAGAGAGAGAGUUGGCAGACAGAGCUGUGUGUGCUGUGGAGCUGAACUGGAGUGCAGCUGGAAAGCUGCUAAAGCAAACUGGUUGAAACACAUUAUAAAUAAACGAGCAUUCAUCUGGAAACAUAGCGUGCGAGGUCCUUCCCCUCACAGUCUCCUGUUUACUUACAUUUUGAUACCAGCUCACCUUCUAGCCCUGAUUCCUUCUGAGUCUAAAUAAGUAAAUAUUUUGAAUACCAAAUGUUAAAUUUGAGAUUCUGUUAACUCAAGGAAUUAAAACAAGUUUACCCAGAAUGCACUUGUUAAAGUUUUCUCCACUGAAUUGUCAGAAAACAGAUCAAACAUCGAGGGUACCAAUGUUCACUUCUGUUCCUCUGUGUUAUAGAAAUCAUACUGGUGCAGUUCUCAACAAGAAUAACAUUUUGGUUUUAGACUGUGACACUUAGAGUGGGUUGCAGAUUUUAACAGAGCCUAAAUGUCUUUUUUAGCCCUGAAACUGUCAUGAGGAUCUCUGUACCUACAAAUGAAUAACAGCCUAAAAAUAGGCUAAAAAUGUUAUCUUUGAGCCUUUGAAUGAUACUCAGUACUGUCAGGAGCUUGGGCCUUAAAGAUUAAGCCUCUGGGGAGCUCUUGAGCAGACAUAAUUCAGUAAACAGUCCACAAGUUUACUGGCCCAGGUGUUACUGGUGUUGAAGGUGUUGGCACAGAGGUCCAAAAGGGUCAAAGCUGAAGGAGGAAAGGUGAAUUUGCAGGCUGGUUCAGAAGCAAAACAAAUAGGCUUAGUGAAAGGACACAAGUACUAAUGAGCCUGAACAAAACUAUGAUGGCACUGCCAAAGAAAUCUGGCAAAGAGCAGGUGGAAGAGCCUGCACUUAAAUGCUGAGGGUGAGUGAUGAGUAGGGAUAAACUGUAGGAUUAUCUGCAGUCGGUUUAACCACGUGUGGGCUGGAUGUUGACCACGUGUGGGUUUUAAAUUCUUUGAAGCAUUUAUCGGCUCUAAAGUUAAAAAAGAUUUUUGUGGGGUUAGGGACAAUACAGGUGACUCUUUUAGAAACAAAAACGUUUAAUCAAAAAUGGAAAUGAGCUUCCUCUGAAGGGCGCCUGUGCUUAGCUUUAGAAAUUGGUCGAAAAGCUCAGUUAUUCAGAAGGAGCUCAGAGUAGAGCCUCUACUCCUCCACCUCAAAAGGAGCCAAUCGAGGUAUUAUGAGUAUCUGACUAGGAUAUCUCCUGGGUGAGGUAUUCCAGGCAUGUCCGAAAAUGGGAAGAGGGCCUGAGGAAGACUUUGGACAUGCUGGAGAGAUUUUUACCUUGGGAACACCUUGGUGUCCUGCUGGAGGAGGUGGCCGAGGGGUGGGAGGUCUGGGUGUCCCUGCUGCUCUAUGUCCUGGGGUGGCAGUGACUGGAUGGAUGGAGUUUCAUCAGCACCUUUUGCCAUUUUCUUCACAUUAAGAAAACUGUGCUAUAUAAGACUCCAUGAUUUCUGUUCAUGUUUACAAAGAGUCCACGGAGAGUCAAUCUGCUCACCCAGCAAGGAUUCGGCCCCACCACUCUAUGCACUUUUUUAAAAGUACCAUUACUAAUCAUUUAAAAACAAUCAUUUCAACAAUAUAUAAUAAUAAGAGGAUCCAAGAUGCUUUUUAUGUAUCUAAGCUGUUUUGUUUGUGCCUUGCUUACAGACAGAUGAGAGAGAUAAAGUUUAUCUGGUAGCAACCUAUGAAUCAAUCUGUGUUAUCCCUUAAUAACACUUGUGCACACACCUGUCUGUUUACCUGAUAACUCCAUGGUAACCUUAACUAUAGUUAACAAUAUUUACUCUCAUAAGCCGGUGAUUCCUCAUUCUGAAGUUUCAACACUGCUCCUGAUUGUGUUUGAGUGCAGAUCUACUCAUAACCAAUUAUAAAGUAUUGUGAGAUGACUCAGCGUGUCCAUGUGCAACCAUGGGUGUGUUAUGUUUAGUUACCAUCAUAAACUGUGUGAUGAAGCUGUGGUCAUUUAGAGUUUCAGCGUUAAAAACAGAUCGGGGUAUGUUUGUGUGAACACUCACGGUGUUUCCACCUGCACCUGUUUGUUAUCAGCUGACAGCAAUCCAAAAUCACGCCUGCGAAAGCUGGUGUGUAGUCUGUUACAAACACUUAAAAACUCCUCAGGUAUUUUUUUUUACUGUGUUUCCUCGAUGCUUUCAGUGAAAAGUGGAAGUAGCUUUAGCCCAGACAGACCUGUUUUCAGUUCAGGCUAAAAUGUUUCAAAACCUCUGAGCUAUUGUUCUUCCAGAUAUCACAGAAAAAAAGCAGACUGCAAGACUCCUUUAAUAGUCUGAAAUUUGUCAGUAAACCUUAAACUUCUUUGAUGUGCUUGAAAAAUAGACUCAAAUAUUGAUUUUAGAAGACAUAAUGACUCUUUCAUUGAGAGUCAUGCUGCUGUAAAAUGAGAACAGGCUGGUUUAGGUUUUUCUUGCUGAAAUAAGCAUUCUCCAAAAAAGCCUUUAUCUAAGUGGCAGUGUAUAGUCAAGCAUUAAUGGGGCCUUAAAGUCUUACUUUCAGGAAAUACUUGCUUUGAACUGUGUGCUGAUAGCAAGCUGGGUGGUCUCCUCUUACCUGGAGGACACAGCAUCCAUGAUUUCCAAACACAGUGUGAGAUUCUGAUUGGUCAGACCACAGGACAGUUUUCCACUUGGGACUUGGCAGAGUGCUCAUUGGUGCACUCUGUUUUUUUCUUUACAAGGAAGAGUCUGAGCUUCAUGAUCCAGUGAUGAGCCAUGUCCAUGUUGGAGGUGUUCAUAGGUGUUCCUGAACACCACCAACAUCAAAGCUCUGCAGCCUGAUCCCCGUGUGCACAGAUCCUCUGAAGCUUUUCAUCCCAUUAUGAACCACAGAUGGUGGAAUCCACUAAUUCUUAAUGUUCUCACACAGUCUUUCACUAAACUUGGAUCCCCUCGCAUUGAGAUUUACAAAGACAGCAGAAAACUAAAUUUAAAAAUAACAUAAACAAAAAUUUUGAAAAACACUUAAAAAAUACAAGCUGCAGACUUUUGACAAAGUAAAGACUUUAUGGAAAGACAAGUUUUCCUAAAAAAUCUUUUUUUGCUUCAGGUGUUUUUUGUUCUGAUGCCAUCACCUGGUCUGGGUGUUGGUUGCAGCAACCAGAUAAAGGGCUUUAACUGCAGUUCUCUGACUGAGCAAAGUAAGAGCAACCUUUAACCUGAGUGUUGAUUUUAAAGAUUCAGUGAUUUUAAUAUGGUAUUGACCUGAUUUUUAAUACACAAGUAGGGCUGGGUAAUGAAGGUCAUGAUAAAAAUGUUUGUAUGAGGGUCCUCAUCCCUGAAUAACACUUUUGUUUAUGACCAUAAUGUCUGAAUUUUUGACUGUUUACAAUUAUGAAACAGCACAAAACAGUCCAGCACAGCUUUCCAGUCUUGUUGCUGCCAUCCUGUGUAUCAGAACUAUUACUACCAGACCAGAUGGAAAUAACACUACCAGGCCCGACAGAGGUCACACUGCCAGGCCCAACAGAGGUCACACUGCCAGGCCCGACAGAGGUUACAUUGCCAGGACCAACGGAGAUAACGUUGCCAGGCCCGACAGAGAUCACAUUGACAAACCCAAUGGAUGUCACACUGCAAGGCCCUGCACUCCCUACACCUAGGACAGUCAACAUCAGUCCUCAGCCUGUUGUUCUGCUUGGAAUGGUUGAUGCUAGGCCCUCUCCCAAGAUUGAUCUGCCCGGGGCCUCCCCAGAGUCCUCUCAGCUAGUGGAUGCUUCUGUCCCUGCUCAGCUUGGUGCCUUAUUUAUACCCGUCCUGCCUGGUGACAGUCCCCAGUUCUCUGGGGUCCUGCAGUCGGCACCCUCGGUAUCUGAAUCUGACCUGGCUUCCCAUGAGACUGUUUUGCCUGUACCCAAGCUGGCCUCAUUUGAGACUACGUACCUCGUACCAGAAAUGGCUAACUCUGAGCCAAUAUAUCCUGUGCAGUCUGAACUGGCUGACGUUGUUAAUCCUGUGCCCGAGUCAGCUGAAUGUCCUGGGUUGUUUGAACCCAACCGUAUUGUGCUGUCGGACACAGAUGCACCUGAGGCUGAGCAUCUUCUGCUGCUGCCAGAUCCUGAGCCAGAGUCUGCUGAGCUGUCUGAGUUGGCCAUUCUUGGGCGCAUGUAUCCUGAGCCCAAGCUGACUGUUCCUGAGCUUAUACUUCCUGUGCCAGCUAAACCGAUGACUGUGUUACGUACCUGGCCUCAAGACGGGGUCCGUCUCCACUGCUGGACAUUUCCUACGCUGCUAGAAGGCCUCCAUGUCUGCUGCCAGCUUCCAGCCCGGCUUCCUGCCCGCCCACCCGAGGAGCUCCGUGUCUGUUCCCGGCUUCCUGCUUCCGAGCGUCUCCGUCUCCAUUGCUGGUCAUCUACACUGCUUCGCUGUCGCCCGGGUCCUGCUAUGGUUCCAAAUGCAUCUUAUGUGCUUGGUUUUUUGUUACUUAAUUUUUUUGGACUUUGUAACCCCGGACUUUUGAACGCGCCACAUUAAAUCAUACUGACCUCAUUAAACUAACAGCUGUUGUGGAACUGAACACCUGCCUACUGGAUGGGAUAAAGAAAGUGUAAAUGAAAUAAAAUAUUUGGAGGAAUACAAUAAAGUGUUUCUCAUCUUA
Molecule: messenger RNA, 5173 nt
Organism: Oreochromis niloticus (Nile tilapia)
Lineage: Eukaryota; Metazoa; Chordata; Actinopteri; Cichliformes; Cichlidae
Exons: 2
Coding region: 3910-5049 (379 amino acids)
Source: RefSeq, a predicted model, not a curated record